Messenger RNA from Chaetomium globosum CBS 148.51, 981 nucleotides. RefSeq lists its product as uncharacterized. The transcript is spliced from 4 exons. The record is from RefSeq and is a predicted model, not a curated record. Gene Ontology annotation, molecular function: protein binding. Bases 1 to 981 code for a protein of 326 amino acids. NCBI's taxonomy places the organism in Eukaryota, Fungi, Ascomycota, Sordariomycetes, Sordariales, Chaetomiaceae.
AUGUUCUGGCAUCCAAACCUCGCCGGAAUUUUAAAGGAGUUGCUUGAAAAAGGCGUAUUUUACAGCGAAUACUCCGCAAAGGAACUCUUCCCCGAACUUUUCGGUUCCGCGCAAUCAGAGAAAAACACGGAGAUCGCGUCCCAAAUAGAGUCGACAAUGUUUGGCUGUACCGUUCAGGCAUCGCUCAACGGAGACGAUGAGCAUUCCAAGGAGCUAAUGGAGUCUCUGAAAGGGCUUUACACCAGUGGUAGAUACUCCGACCUCGCAAUAACCUGCCAAGGGAAGAGCUAUCGAGUGCAUAAAGCUAUUGUUUGCCCAAGAUCUGGCUUCUUCGCCGCGGCUUGCAAUGGACAGUUCAAGGCUAGUCGUUGUGAGGCGUCGGAGGGAAGGAUUGACCUCCCGGACGAUGAUCCCGAGGCAGUCGAUGCGAUGAUUAGCUAUUUCUAUCGCCUCAACUAUGACCUGAACUGGGUUGACUCGUCUCGAGAGGAUGAGGACGGAGCUGCCGAAACGGCUACGUUCGAGGAGGCACCCGCAAAUUCGAGUUUGGCGUCACGGACACGUCCUGAGCUUGUAGCUCACGCCAAGGUUUAUAUACUCUCCGAGAAAUAUCUCGUUGGUGGGCUUAAGGCCCUUGCGCUUCAGAAGUUCGCAACUUCGGUUUGCAACCACUUGGACGUCGAUGACUUCCUUCCCGCAAUCCAAGAGGUGUACAACUUUACCUCGGAGAAUGACAGGGGUCUCAGGGACGUCAUAACGGAAGAUCUGUCCCAGGUUGAUGAUCGAAAGUUCGACAACUAUUCAUCUGCCUAUCGCUACUGCCUCGAUCAUCAUGACCACCCGGACGACCACUAUGGCACUGUUGACGAGCCUGAUCCGUCUCCGGAUGAGGAGGAGUUUGAGCCAGGGGGGCACGCCGGGGAGAUUACCCUCGAGGACUGGCAGGAGACGGGUGAAGACACUCGGCGGGCUGAUGUUUGA